AUGGCACUGGCAAUACUACAGGACUGGUGCGGCCUGAUGGCUGUGAACGCACAGCGCUCCCUGCUCAUCCUGGGCAUCCCAGAGGACUGUGAGGACCAGGAAUUCCAGGAGUCUGUGCAGGCUGCCCUGAGACACCUGGGCAGGUACCGAGUACAGGGCAAGAUCUUCAGAAGGGAGCUCCAAUCCAGGGUUGCCUUGAUUGAGUUCACUGAGUAUUUAAACCGAAGUUUGAUCCCCCGACAAAUACCAGGCAGGGGGGGACCCUGGACUGUGGUCUUCCUGCCCCAGGUCCCUGAUACUGAGUCACAGGAUAGACCUGAUUUCCUUGCACAGCCUCAGAGGCAAGCAGUGGCUGGCAGGGUAGGUGAGACUGGAGCUGCAGGUGAGGGAGGUGCAGGUGAGGAUAAAGCUGCAGGUGACGAGGGAGAGGCAGAUGAAGAAACUGCAAGUGGGGAAGAAGCUGCAAGUGAGGAAGAAACUGCAGGUGAGGAAGAAACUGCAAGUGAGGAAGAAGCUGCAGGUGAGGAAGAAGCUGCAGGUGAGGAAGAAGCUGCAGUUGAUAUAGCUGCAGGUGAGGAAGGAGCUGCAGGUGAAGAUGAAGCUGCAGGUGAGGUAGGAGCUGAAGGUGAAGCAGGAGGGUCAGAUGAGGAGGGAGCUUCAGGUGACACAGGAAUUGCAGGUAUGCCAGGAUCUGUGAGUAUGGCAGGAGCCGCAGGUGAGGCAGGAGGUCCAGGUGAGGAAGCUGUAGGUAUGGCAGGAGCCCCAGGACAAGCAGGAGCUUGGAACCAGCAAUGGAGACAGGCCUUGCAGCCUAUGCUAGAAAAUAUGGCCUACCAGGAACUGAGAGCCUUUUCUGGGAUGGAAGAGCCAGGCCAGGAGAAUGAGUCCUUUGAGAGCUGGCUGGACCAUGCCAACGACAUGCUGUACCUGUGGCGCCACAUAUCAGAAAGGGAGAGGAGGAGGAGGCUGGUGGAGAGCUUGAAUGGUCCCGCACUUGAUCUCGUGAGUGGCCUCCUGAAUGAAAACCCUGACAUCCCUGCGCAGGACUGCCUGGCUGCUCUGAUUCAGGUGUUUGGGAAGAAGGACAACCAAACAACUGCGCGGCUGAAGUUCGUGACUUGUGCCCAGCGGCCCCAGGAAACCCUCUUUGCCUAUGUGAUGCGCCUGGAAGGCCUGCUGCAGGCAGCCAUGGAGAAGGGGGCCAUCCAUCCCUCCACAGCAGACCAAGUACGUGCCCGGCAGGUGCUGAUGCGGGCCCGCCCCAACGAGAUGCUCUGGAACAAGCUGAGGAGAAUGCGGCUGGAGAGGAGACCUCCUGGCUUCCUGGGGAUGCUUCAGCUGAUUCGGGAGUCGGAGGCAUGGGAGGCCACUUCAACUACGAGCCAGCAGUAUCAAGUGCAACAAGGGGCCUGUGUGGGCAUUGGAGACCUGGCUGCUGUCCAGGCCGCCCCAGCCCAUGAAGAUGCUGCCCAGGCCGCCCCAGCCCAUGAAGAUGCUGCCCAGGCCGCCCCAGCCCAUGAAGAUGCUGCCCAGGCCGCCCCAGCCCAUGAGGAUGCUGCCCAGGCCGCCCCAGCCCAUGAGGAUGCUGCCCAGGCUGCCCCAGCCCAUGAGGAUGCUGCCCAGGCCGCCCCAGCCCAUGAAGAUGCUGCCCAGGCCGCCCCAGCCCAUGAAGAUGCUACCCAGGCCGCCCCAGCCCAUGAGGAUGCUGCCCAGGCCGCCCCAGCCCAUGAGGAUGCUGCCCAAGCUGCCCUUUCCAAGGAAGAUUGUGCCGAGGCCUCUCUGGCCAAUGCAGGGGCCAUCGAGGCAGGUCCUGCCACUGCCAGUCCCAAGGAGGCUGCUCCUGAAACCCGUGAUGCCACUGGGGCAGACCCUGCCCCCAAGAAGACCACCAAGGCCUCCCCUGCCACUCAGGGAGAAGAAAAUGCUCUCGCUCUUGCAGGCCUAGGUCAGGCAGGAUCCUCACCUGCCCACGUGGGCAGUGCUUUCGGGGUGGGCCCGGGAGGUCCUGGCAGUGAUCCAGAGGGCCUGGCCCAGGAAGGAGGUCAGGAGGUUGAGGAGCCCCAUGAAGAGGGGCUCAAGUCCAUCCCAGAGGAGUCAGAAAGGGAGGACAGGGCUGGGGAGAUGAGUCCCCCUGAGCCCUCCUGUGGCAUAUAG
Messenger RNA from Molossus molossus (Pallas's mastiff bat), 2154 nucleotides. Its product is annotated as paraneoplastic antigen Ma6F-like. The record is from RefSeq and is a predicted model, not a curated record. NCBI's taxonomy places the organism in Eukaryota, Metazoa, Chordata, Mammalia, Chiroptera, Molossidae. The coding region runs from base 1 to 2154 and encodes 717 amino acids. The transcript is spliced from 3 exons.